GACGUUUGGCUGCAUUUAGACAGUAAGGCGCGUUUUCAUCCGACAGGACCUGAUUCAUCACAGCCCAGCUUUAAAUGACCCCUGGGGUCAGAUCAGGCCUCCUGAGGGAUUAGAGAGGUCCUGCUGCAGAGAUGGGAGUGAAACAAUGUGAGUAGGGAGGGAGGAGAGAAGGAGAUGGACCAAUGAUCCUUCAGCAGAGGAGCUGAUGAGGAGACGCAGGAAGAGUCUCAUUGAGACGCUUUCAGGCUGAAACGCCAGAGGAUGCGCGCGGAAGCCGGAUGUAACCGUGACGAGGAGCUGUCAGGGGGUUUGCUCCAUUAAGGCUAUUAAUUUUACUCAUUAGCGCGCGUCACGGGCGGCGCAGGCCGUCGGCGGGGUGGAUUACAGCCUCCAAAACAUCGCGUCCCCGAUGUGAGAACGGAAUUCGAGGUCGUGCCGUAGCCGGACGCGGAGGAGAAACCGGAUUGAAGCGCAUGAUCAUCCGCACCUUCCCCUCCCUCCAUGUCCGCAAACGGAGCGCAGAGCGCGUGGAUCCCGCCGCGGAUGCGCGGACUGAGCGGCUGCAGCUCCAGGCUGGAAAGUGGUACCCAAGCGUGGGCUCUGCGCUGAGGCAUGGGCUGCGCUCCCAGCAUCCACGUCUCUCAGAGCGGGGUGAUCUACUGCCGAGACUCGGACGAGUCCAACUCCCCCCACCAGACCACCACCAUCUCGCAGGGCACCGCCACCGCGCUGCACGGGCUCUUCAUCAAGACCGACGCGGCCGACACCAUCCCCUCCGUCAUCACCUACCAGAGCCGCCACGCGCGCAACAACUCCAGCCGGGAGCGCAAGGACAACAGCGGCGCGCACGUCCGCAUCGAGGCCGAGACGCAGACCAGCAACAGCAGCGUCAAGGUUUCAGCUACAGAAGAAUGUCUUGGACCAAUGAGACUGACCCAGGAGCCGAUCCAGGUCCUGCUCGUGUUCGCUAAGGAGGACAGCCAGAGCGACGCCUUCUGGUGGGCCUGCGACCGCGCCGGCUUCAGGUGCAACAUCGCGCGCACGCCCGAGUCAGCCGUCGAGUGUUUCCUGGACAAACACCACGAGAUCAUCGUCAUCGAUGGGCGUCACUCGCGCUACUUUGACCCCGAGGCUGUGUGCCGCAUGAUCCGCGCCACAAAGCCGUCUGAGAACACGGUGAUUCUAGCUGUUGUGCCACAAAAGCUGCCUGAGCAGGAGGAGCCGUCCGUCCUUCCUCUCCUGUGUGCCGGAUUCAGCAGAAGGUUCGUGGAGAACAGCAGCGUGGCGGCGUGCUGCAACGAGCUCCUGCAGAUCGAACACGGCGAGGUGCGCUGCCAGUUCAAACUCAGGGCUUGUAACUCGGUCUUCACUGCUUUGGAACAUUGUCAAGAGGCCGUCGAGAUCACCAGUGAGGACCACAUCCUGCAGUAUGUGAAUCCUGCGUUCGAGAGGAUGAUGGGAUACCAGCGGGGCGAGGUCAUCGGGAAGGAGCUGACCGAGCUUCCCAAGAGCGACAAGAACCGAGCCGACCUGCUGGACACCAUCAACACCUGCAUCAAGAAAGGAAAGGAAUGGCAGGGAUGCUACUACGCCAGGAAGAAGUCCGGCGACAGCAUCCAACAGCAAGUGAAGAUCGUUCCUGUGUUCGGUCAGGGAGGGAAAAUUCGACAUUUUGUCGCCAUCAAAAGACCUCACUUUGACAACAAUAACCAGGUACACAAGUUCAACAAAGAGGAGCGCUGCAGCGGCGAGCAUUCUCAGUCAGAGUGCCAUUCUUUACGCCACAGAGACCGCAGGAAAGACUCCAUCGAUGCCAGAUCGGUCAGUUCCCGUGGGAGUGACGCUCCAAGUUUACAGAACCGAAGGCACUCGUCCGUCGCCAGGAUUCAUUCGAUGACCAUCGAGGCUCCCAUCACCAAGGUAAUAAACAUCAUCAACGCAGCCCAGGAGAACAGCCCGGUCACGGUGGCCGAGGCUCUGGACCGCGUCCUGGAGAUCCUGCGGACCACCGAGCUUUACUCCCCACAGCUCGCCUCCAAGGAGGAUGACCCCCACACCAACGACCUGGUGGGGGGGCUGAUGAGUGAUGGGCUGCGGAGACUCUCUGGAAAUGAAUAUGUUUUCUCCAAAAACAUGAGCCAGAGUCAGCUGGCCAUCCCGGUCACCUUAAACGACGUUCCUCCGUCCAUCGCAGAGAUGCUGAACGACGAGGAAUGCUGGGAGUUCAACAUCCUGGAGCUGGAAGCAGCGACUCACAAGAGGCCGCUGACUUACCUCGGCCUGAAAAUUUUCACCAGUUUUGGCGUGUGCGACUUCCUGAACUGCUCAGAGGCCACGCUGCGCUCCUGGCUGCAGCUCAUUGAGGCCAGCUACCACUCCUCCAACUCCUACCACAACUCCACGCACGCUGCAGACGUGCUGCACGCCACCGCCUACUUCCUGCGCAAAGAGCGGGUCAAGGGCAGUCUGGAUCAGCUGGACGAGGUGGCGGCGCUGAUCGCGGCCACCGUCCACGACGUCGACCACCCGGGCAGAACCAACUCCUUCCUGUGCAACGCGGGAAGCGAGCUAGCCAUCCUGUACAACGACACGGCCGUGCUGGAGAGCCACCACGCCGCCCUCGCCUUCCAGCUCACCCACAGAGACGGCAAGAGCAACAUCUUUAAGAACAUCGACAGGAAUCAGUACCGAACUCUGCGGCAGUCCAUCAUCGACAUGGUUCUGGCUACAGAGAUGACCCGACACUUCGAGCACGUCAGCAAGUUCGUGAACAGCAUCAACAAGCCGAUGGCGGCCAUCGAAGAGACCAGCACCUGUAGCGGGAACAGCGAGUCGGAGAGUCAAACCAACUUCAGGAACUCCGCGGAAAACCGUCUGCUGAUCAAGAGGAUGCUGAUCAAGUGUGCGGACGUGGCGAACCCCUGCCGGCCGCUGGAGCUCUGCAUCGAGUGGGCGGGGCGGAUCUCCGAGGAGUACUUCGCUCAGACGGACGAGGAGAAGCGGCUGGGGCUGCCCGUGGUGAUGCCCGUCUUCGACAGGAACACCUGCAGCGUUCCCAAAUCCCAGAUCUCCUUCAUCGACUACUUCAUCACCGACAUGUUCGACGCCUUGGACGCCUUCGCAAGCCUCCCCGUCCUGAUGGAGCAUCUGUCAGAGAACUACAAGUACUGGAAGACUUUGGACGAGAUGAAGUGUAAGAGCCUGCGGCCCCCGCCGCCGUCCUGACCGGCAGAGGUCCCUUCAUCGUGGUCGUGCUCUGAGCCGUCCCUGUCUGUGUGGGGGGGAGACCCCGUGUAGCCAGGAGCCCCCCCCCACCCCACCUUUGUAGCACUCCAGUGAGACUGUGGAUCCAACAGCUCACCUGACAAUCUGUACCAUACAAUGCAACUCGCCACAACGCCGCACUUUAGCCAAUCCAGACGCCUGGACCUCCUUCCCCUCUGCGUUUGCUUUCACACGUUUUGUUCCAGUCACACGUGGAGGACAGGAAGUGAUCACAAACUUGUGUCGGUGCUCAGAAGGAUCAACUCCUUUUUUUUUGUCUCCAAGACCCAUCGAUGAGCUUCUGAGACCAGAUUUGGAGCGAUUCCACAAAAGAAAAGAAAGACAAAGGGCUGGAUUUUGAGGAAUCUGCUGUUUUGUGGUAUUAAAAACAAACUUCUUCUUAGUAAAAGCCGCGAACGAGGACAACAAACGAGUAGAGACACACUGUACUUCACAGCAGUUUAGUUAUCUAACAUUUCACAGCUUUGACACGAACUGUAGAUGGAACUCCUUCAGUAGAGGAGCUCCGUGACUUUUCCUUCAGUGUUUGGAGCCUCGCAGCUGCAGUCACACUCAGAUGUGGAGCCAGAAUCCGCCGGCUCCAGAAAGGUUCCUGUGAAGCCAAAUCCUGUCCAAACAUCCCACCUGCUGUCACCUGGCUCCAACGUUACCACAGAAACAUGAGGUUUGUGGAGCAUGUCUGCCCCCUGCUGGCAGUAAAGACCCACUCUGGAUAUUUGGAGCUUUAUAAAGUUCCAAAAAAAUAAAAAAAAAAUCACAAUUUUCUAUUAGGAAUUCACCUCUGAGUUGUGGGUUGACGCAGAGCAACCCCGCCCCCUCUUCCCCUCCCUGUUGCUGAGAGCUCUGUCUGAAUUCCUUCACUAUAGAGUUUUUGGUUUUGUAGUCUACAAUUCCAAAAACGAGUGUACGACAUAUUUCCCAGAAGAAAAAUAAAGUUUUACUUUAUAUUUAAAGUGAUAUCAUCAGUUUGGCCGUGAACAACAGUUUAAUUUUGGAAUUACAAAAAUCAUUUAGGACACAAAACAUGCAUUUUCCAAGGACUCUGAGGAAGGAGCAGGAAGUAGCGUCAUAAAUAUGAUCCUUUUCAAACCGCUAUUUUGUAGAUUCACAUCGAUUUGCAUGAAGAAAUACUCAGAAAUGUCAUUUUAAGCUCAAUUUUCAUCCUCGAGAAUCAGAAAAAGUCCAAAAGAAAUCAUUUUGAUCAGAGUGGGUCUUUAAUAACUAGAAACCAUCCGAGUCUGAGCCUUUCUCAGGUCAUUUUUCAGCUGAAAUGAUUGAAAAACCACUAAAUCUAAGGAGGAGGUUUGGUGUUGGAGUCAUUAGAAACCCAUAAAUACGUGUUGGGAGAUUCUUUCCAGUCGUCUUGGGUGAAGCAGAACAAACCAAAGGCACAGAGAGCUCGUUACGGUGCCUUAUUCAUCUGAGCUACAAACACAAUCAUUUCUGUUUUUCUCAGUUAUUAUUAUAAAAGAAGAAGCCAUAAGUGUUGGAGAGUAUUGGUUUGUUUGGCAUCACGCUCUGUAUUUACAGCUCUGUAGUCACUUUACUGACAACGAAGGUCUGAGAAACGCCUUAAUCCCGUCUGUCCGCCUCUAAACCACCUGCUGCUUCCACGUUCCAAAACCGCCGCUUUGCUUUUAUGUUUGAACUUGAAAUGUGUCUGAAUGUUUCAAACGAUCUCCAGAGGAUAUUUUUGUGUGACCAACGUUUCUAUAGCCGAGGAGACGAGGCCGCCAGGAGGCUUCUGCUCCGCCCCCGAAGGUCACGUCAACAACAACAGUAUUUUUAUGAAGGUUGCUCUCGUUAAAAUGCAUCGUUUGUCCUAAAGCGUUUGUGUAAAAGCUUUAAGCUCACUGAAAUGUUCGUAUUUCUGCGAUGUCUUUAAAUGUUUUCUGUUCAAUACGAAAAUGUAUUGUGAGACGAUUAAAGCCGUUUUAAAUAUGA
Messenger RNA from Oryzias melastigma (Indian medaka), 5229 nucleotides. It is a transcript of the gene pde8b, whose product is annotated as phosphodiesterase 8B. Gene Ontology annotation, molecular function: 3',5'-cyclic-AMP phosphodiesterase activity. The coding region runs from base 613 to 3225 and encodes 870 amino acids. Gene Ontology annotation, biological process: signal transduction. The transcript has 22 exons. The record is from RefSeq and is a predicted model, not a curated record. Lineage: Eukaryota; Metazoa; Chordata; Actinopteri; Beloniformes; Adrianichthyidae.